GCAAAACUAUUUGAUGUCACGUCAGACAGUCUCCUAAAGGAUGCGUUGAGUGCCGCACAACUUCACACACACCUUCCCCUCCCUUUCGGAAGUGGAAUCGCAGGACAUGUGGCCCUCACUAAGGAAAACGUCAACAUUACAGAUGCUUAUCAGGACAACAGAUUUAAUAAAGAAGUGGAUUUUCGCACCGGUUAUCAUACAAAAGCUAUUAUGUGCCAGCCCAUAUUGAACUUCAGUGGGGAUGUGAUAGGAGUGGCCCAAUGUAUCAAUAAAAACAGCCAUUCAUUGCAACAAUCGUUUACUAAACGCGAUGAACAGGUCUCCAAAACGCCCAGUUGUUUGAAAUGUCAGUUAACGAGUAUAAACGAAACCAGAUCCAUAUUCCAAGAGACAUCCUCUUUGGACGCCUUAAUAAACAAGAUUAUGAUCAAAGCCCAGGGACUUCUUCACAGUGAUAAAUGCCGCGUCUAUUUAGUGGACAUCGAAGGCCAACAAUUUCAGGAAGAAUACAGUGAAGCCAUUCGAAGUCAUUUGAAUGUCACUCAAACCGUUACCAAACAUGUCAGUCUUGAGAUAACUAAGACUAAA
Molecule: messenger RNA, 588 nt
Organism: Oppiella nova
Lineage: Eukaryota; Metazoa; Arthropoda; Arachnida; Sarcoptiformes; Oppiidae
Source: the annotation of a GenBank genome assembly